Dichotomopilus funicola is the source of this 3288-nucleotide messenger RNA. RefSeq names its product Rad17 cell cycle checkpoint protein-domain-containing protein. Bases 1 to 3288 code for a protein of 1095 amino acids. NCBI's taxonomy places the organism in Eukaryota, Fungi, Ascomycota, Sordariomycetes, Sordariales, Chaetomiaceae. The record is from RefSeq and is a predicted model, not a curated record. The transcript is spliced from 3 exons. Gene Ontology annotation, molecular function: DNA clamp loader activity; chromatin binding. Gene Ontology annotation, biological process: DNA repair; DNA damage checkpoint signaling; mitotic DNA replication checkpoint signaling.
AUGGCGCCGCCUCCCAAGCGACGCAAGCGCGCCAUUGUCGAAUCCGACUCCGAUGACAAUGAUCACAAUAACGAGACGACCACCCCCCAAAACAAAAACACCAUCCAACGCUUCCUCUUUUCCUCGCCCUCCAAACCCCAGAAUUCACCCUCAAAACCCACCGCCACAACCCCCUCCUCAUCAUCCCUAAAUACCAAGAAAAACCCAACCCUCCUCUCCCCAACUCCAGCCCGCAAACGACCAACCACAACCACCUCCUUCUCCCAAGGCAGCCCGUCCCCAAGCCCCCGCAAACCAUCCACCGCCGCCGGCAACAACACCCCCCUCAAAUCCCGCACACGCGCCGGCACCCAGCGGAAACGCAAAGCAGCGGCCGAAGAUGCGGCCGAAGCCGGCGGACGGUCGGGGAAUUUGUUGACGCUGUUUUCGAAACAGGCACGGGCGCAGCAGUUGGCUAGGGAUGAGGCGGGGGGUUCAUCACAGCAGGGGAAUGGGAUUGGUAGUGGGGGUAAUAAUAAUAAUGGGAUUGGGAAUGGGAAAGGAAGACGGGAUGAGAUUGUUAGUGAUCCGAUUUCGGAGGGGAAUGGGAAUGGGAAUGGAGAUGGGCAGAAAGAGGAGGAUGACGAUGACGUGCCGCUGAUGGUGUCGUCGGCGUCGGCGGCUGCGUCGAGUUUGGUUGGGAGGGCUAAGGCUGCGCAGAGACGGUUUGGUGCGCCGGCUGGGACUGCGAAUGGGAGUGGGAAUGGAAAUGGGUCUGUGGUUGGGAAAAAGAGUGCGGGUAGGAAUGGGAAUGGGGAUGGUGCGUCCGAAAACUCGCAGUCGUUUGGGUCGCAGGGCUCAGUUAAGAGUGGGGGACAGCGGUUUCUGCGGCCGACGCUGUCUGCUAAUAAUUCAUCUACGACGAUGGCUACGACGACGACCAAGACGAAGCCGGUGGAUAUUAACGAUAACGACGCCCGUCCCUGGUCGGAGCGGUUCGCGCCCGUUAAUUUGGACGAGCUGGCGGUGCACAAGAGGAAAGUGCAGGAUGUUAGGCGGUGGUUGGACGAUGUCUUUUCCGGGCGUAUCAGGCAGCGACUGCUGAUUCUCAAGGGCGCCGCGGGGUCCGGGAAGACGACGACGGUGAGGCUGCUGGCGCGGGAUAUGCGGUGCGAGGUGCUCGAGUGGCGGAACCCGGCCAACUCGUACGGGCUGGCCGGGCAUGGGUACCAGUCUGCUGCUGCGCAGUUUGAGGAGUUUCUCGGCAGGGGCGGGAAGUUUGGGCAGCUGGAUUUCGAAUCGGACGACGCGGGUACACCGCCCCCCACGGCACCUCCGCCGGCACCGGCCAGCGGAACGAGCGGGAGUAGCACCGCGGAGAAGCGGCUGAUCCUGGUGGAGGAGUUCCCCAACACCUUCAUGCGCUCGUCGACCGGGCUGACGGGGUUCCGCAACGCCAUCAUCCAGUUCCUCGCCGCCAACAUGCCCGCGCUGUCCGGGUUUGGCUCGCGCUACAACGCUGAGCCCGUCACCCCGAUCGUCAUGGUCAUCUCCGAGACCCUGCUGACCACAACGUCGGCGUCUGCGGAUAGCUUCACUGCUCAUCGACUGCUGGGGCCCGAGAUCCUGCGACACCCAGGCACGGGCGUAAUCGAGUUUAAUCCUGUUGCACCGACUUUUCUCAGCAAGGCGCUCGAAUUGAUCGUGCAGAAAGAAGCGCGCAAAUCGGGACGACGGCGGACACCCGGGCCCUUGGUCCUGCAGCGGCUGGGAGAAAUCGGCGACAUCCGCAACGCCAUCUCGUCGCUUGAGUUCCUCUGCCUCAAGGGUGAUGGCGAGGCCGACUGGGGGUCCAAGAUCGCUUUCACGAAACCUAAGCGCGGCGCCAAGGACGUGCCGGCCCUGACCAAGGGCGAGCAGGACAGCCUCGAGCUGGUCUCGCAGCGUGAGGCCACCCUCGGCAUUUUCCACGCCGUCGGCAAAGUCGUCUACAACAAACGCGGCGGCGCACUGAAUUCCGCAGAGUCCGAAGAAGCCAACGCAGCAGCCAACGCCGAAAUCCUCCCCAGCUACAUGACCCACCUCGCCCGCCCGAAACGCUCCGAAGUAGCCGUCGACUCCCUCAUCGGCGAGAUCGGCACCGACACGCAUACCUUCAUCUCCGCACUACACGAGAACUACGCGCUCUCGUGCGAGCAGACCAGCCCCGCCGACCCCAACUCCUCCAUGGACUACCUCAAUGGCUGUCUCGACUACCUCUCUGACAGCGACCUGCUCUACCCGUCGUGGGAUAUCUUUUUCGGCGGAGGCAGUGGUAAAGGUAGUCUAGGCGGGAACGGUGGGGGCGGCUACGCGGGAAAGGACUCUGGGAGUCAUGUCCUGCGACAGGAUGAGAUGGCGUUUCAGGUUGCGGUGAGGGGGUUGUUGUUCUCGUUGCCGUCUCCUGUGAAGCGGAAGACGCAUCCGACGCCGACGGGGGGUGGGGGGUAUCGAGGAGGCGGCGGCGGCGGCGGUGGUGGUGCGGGGGAUGCGCACAAGAUGUUUUAUCCGACGUAUUUGAAGCUGUGGCGGAGCAAGGAGGAGUUGGAGGGGUUGGUGGAUAUGUGGGCGACGAGGAUGCUCAAAGGGGAUUCCUCCUCAUCUGCUUCCACCUCAUCCGGAUCGGGAUCAGCGUCGGGGUCGACUGCGUUCCGUCGACCUGUACCGAACGGGACAAAUGGGUUCUCCGCGGGGAAUAAAUCACAAACCUCCAUCAACGUAUUCGGCUCUCCUCGCAAGAACGCCCCUCUCAACACCCAGCAACAACCCCAAUCUCAACUCCAACAGCAACAAACUACCCCCCUCCUCUCCCUAGGCAGCGCAGCCCGCCAGGAACUCCUCCUCGAACGCCUGCCCUACAUGGCACACAUCGCCCGCCGUCCACGCCCACCCACCGCACGCUCGCUGUUCAACUCCGCCAGCUCAUCAAUCCACGCCCGUGACCUCGACCGGAUUGUCUCCUUCCAGGGUAUCGGCGCUCUCGGCGCGAGUGAGGCGGACGAGGAUGAUGAAGCCGAUGCCGGUGAUGAAAACGUACAAGCCAGCGGUCGGGACCCAGGAAGUGGUGGUGGUGAUUCGGUAUGGGCUACGGAUCGGCCGAAUGAAGAUGGUGGGACGCCGAGGAAGAAGAGGAACGUGAGGAGGGUUGGGUUGGGGGGGUUGUUGGGAGGGAGGGGGAAUGGGAGUGGGAGUGGGAAUGGGAAUAGUGGCAGGGGGUUGGGGGGGAUGCAGAGUUUGGUGAUUAGUGAUGAUGAUAUUGAGGAUGAUUAG